AUGGGUCAGAAACUUUCUAAAGAGGCAGUUUUUAUUCAAGACCUAAAAAAUAGUCUUAGGGAAAGAGGUAUAAGAGUUAAAAAGAAAGAUCUUUUGAAAUUUUUCCUGUAUAUUGAUGGGGCAUGUCCCUGGUUUAUAAUUGAUGGUCCUACCAUCCAUCCAAAAAAGUGGCAAAAAGUGGGACGAGAACUUAAUGAUAAAUUGAUCAGAGAAGGACCUGAGAGUGUCCCAGCCACUGUUUUUUCCUAUUGGGGACUUAUCAGAGAUAUUCUAGAGGCAGAUGAUGAUGAUCCUCAAAAAAGGCGUCUCCUUUCUGUUGCCGAGUUUUGUCUCCGGCCGCUUUCACCACCGGCCCCCAAGGCCCCCUCCAGAGCCUCGUCAGUUGCUAUUGAUAUGCCUUCAGAGGUUGCUUCAGAGGUUACUUCCUCAAAACAUUUGCCUCAACAAAUGUAUCCAUCUCUUAUUGCUCUUAGAGAAGAGCCUCUGGACCCAGGAGAUGCUGCCACCCUGGAGGAAGAGGCUGCCAGAUAUCAUGACCCAGAUUGGUCCUCACCCCCUCCCUACCCUUUGCCACCAACCCUCACAGGCCCAGCGCUUCUUCCUUCUUUACGAGCGCCCCUGUGCAAAGCCAAGGCUGACCUUACAGCCAAAGUUGGAGAGCUAACAGAAGUCCUUAACCUGCAAAAACAAUGUCUUGAUCUUUCUAAACAGUUUGACAGUCUGCAGAUUUCCCUUAAAAAUACCUUUUUUCCCCAGACCUCAGAGAGUAAAAUAACAAAAAGCCGCCAGAGGCCCACCAAUAAAUCAGGGCCGAAAGUAUUUCCUGUUCUCACCCGAGCUCGUGCAGCAGCACUUGAGCAGAGGCCAGAGCCCUCAGCCCCUGAUACUACUGAAGCCCUUUCCGAUCUUGAAUAUGAUCCAGAUACUGAUAAUCAGCCAUCUAGUGAUAGUGAGGGUGAGGGAACUGACCAAAGAAAUUAUAAAACUCUUCAGCCUGCAUUUAAGUCACUUAAAUUUAAACAUAUUAAAGAUCUCCAUAAUGCCAUUAAAAAUUAUGGUGCAAAUGCUCCCUUUACGCUGUCUCUUCUUGAGAGCUUGUCAGGCAAUGGAUAUCUUUUACCAGGAGAGUGGAUUAAAGUAAUAAAAACAGUUGUUGACCGACCUCAAUUUUUAAUUUGGAAGGCAGAGUUUUUAGAUCGGGCACAAAAUAUUGCCAGCCGCAACCAGAAAAAUCCCUUAGCCCCCACAGCUUCCUGGUCAGCUGAUAAGAUCUGCGGGCAGGGCAAGUAUUCUUCUGAAGAAAAACAAAAGGGCUUAUCGCCUGGUAUUUUAGCUCAGACUGCUGAGGCCGCUUUAGGUGCUUGGAGAGUGAUGCCUCCCAAAGGAUCUGCUUUCUCUCCGCUUAGCAAAAUUACACAAGGCCACCAAGAACCCUUCGCACAGUUUGUUGCGAGGAUUCAAGAAACUGUAGAGAGAAUGUUUGGGCCUGAAGAGACAGAGGGAAAGAUGGUUAAACAACUUAUAUUAGAAAAUGCAAACCCCGCCUGUCGUGCUGCCCUACGUGGUAAAAAUAAUUUAGAAGUUAGUCAAAUGAUUCGUCUUUGUGCAGAUAUAGAUCCCUUUGGACAUCAAGUGGGACAGGCCAUUACUAUGGCCAUGGGGGCAAUGAUGGAUAAGGCAGCUACUAUGGCUAUAGGAGCAGUGAUGAAUAAGACAUCUGAUAAAUCCUGCUUCCGCUGUGGCCAAACGGGCCACUUUGCCCGCCAAUGCCCUACUAAUGUUGCUGCCCCUGCCCCCCUUGGCUCAGAGGCGAAUAAACAACACUCUAUGCCCUUAGGGCUCUGCCCUCGGUGUAAACGUGGCCGACACUGGGCUAAACAUUGCCGUUCUAAAACAGAUGUUUUGGGAAAUCCUCUCCCACCGAUUUCGGGAAACGGAGGGCGGGGCCAGCCCCGGGCCCCUCAGCCAGUCUCCCUCCUGCCAGCCUCGGGGAACAGCCAGGCAGGGCCACAACAAACCCUUCAGCAGCAACUCCCAAACCAGCCUCAACCCUCCGUAGGGCUACCCCAGGGAGUCCAGGAUUGGACCUCAGUGCCUCCUCCGAUACAAUAUUAG
Molecule: messenger RNA, 2115 nt
Organism: Grammomys surdaster
Lineage: Eukaryota; Metazoa; Chordata; Mammalia; Rodentia; Muridae
Product: endogenous retrovirus group K member 7 Gag polyprotein-like
Exons: 1
Coding region: 1-2115 (704 amino acids)
Biological process (GO): viral process
Molecular function (GO): nucleic acid binding; zinc ion binding; structural molecule activity
Source: RefSeq, a predicted model, not a curated record